Gavialis gangeticus (Gharial) is the source of this 1723-nucleotide messenger RNA. It is a transcript of the gene ZNRF1, whose product is annotated as zinc and ring finger 1. The record is from RefSeq and is a predicted model, not a curated record. The coding region runs from base 85 to 426 and encodes 113 amino acids. The transcript is spliced from 5 exons. NCBI's taxonomy places the organism in Eukaryota, Metazoa, Chordata, Crocodylia, Gavialidae.
GCCCCGGGCGGCGCGGGCGCGGACUCCACCUACGCCCCUGGCAACGGUUACCAGGAGACGGGCGGCGGUCACCAUAGAGACGGGAUGCUGUACCUGGGCUCCCGGGCCUCGCUGGCGGACGCGCUGCCCCUGCACAUCGCGCCCCGGUGGUUCAGCUCCCACAGCGGUUUCAAGUGCCCAAUUUGCUCCAAAUCUAUAGCUUCCGACGAGAUGGAAAUGCACUUUAUCAUGUGUCUGAGCAAACCCCGCCUCUCCUACAAUGAUGACGUGCUGACUAAAGAUGCGGGUGAGUGCGUGAUCUGCCUGGAGGAGCUUCUGCAGGGGGACACGAUAGCCAGGCUGCCCUGCCUGUGCAUCUAUCAUAAAAGCUGUAUAGAUUCAUGGUUUGAAGUGAACAGAUCUUGCCCAGAGCAUCCUUCUGAUUGACCUGCCAGGCAUGCUUGCUGACUUCUCUCUAAGGGCACCUUGCUAUACCUGCCAACCAUCCUGUCCCCUUCCCACCUACCCCAUCCAGAAUUUUGGGCUGACUUUCUUUAAUUCCUCAAAAAUCAGAAACUUGAAUCCACUUGAACAUCAUUUUUGUUUUAUUUGGGGGUUUUUUGUUUCAUUUUUUUGUUUUUUUUUAACUUAAAGGAAAAAUAUAUACAGGAGAGACAAUAUCGUAAAAACAGAGCUGCCUGCUCUCUGUACAUUCACCUCCACAGCCAAUGACACAGGGAGAGAAGAACUUAAAAAGCAAGGAAGAGAAAGUGGAAACAAACGCUGACUUGCAACUCUGAAAUGAGGUUGUUAUGAUGUUUGGCUCUAGGGCAAAAGGAAAGCUGACCCACAGCAGAGCUGUUGAGGGACGACUGGCCAAACGGAGCACGAUUUAUUUAUUACUAUGAAAACCCAGACAAAUGCCUGUAUCCCAAGAGAGCACCUCCAAGGAGGGGCAGGACGAGCGAGCGCUGCAGCCAGGAGCCCCUCUCACUUUUGCACUGACUAAGGAAUUUUUCCCUUUGAGGACACCAAACUGUAACUGGCAGAGUCUGACAAGAAGGAAAGGAUCCCCACAGAGGAAUGGGGCUGGUUCUCACGUUCAAGAGGCAUUGUAGGUCUGUCUUUAAAGUGUUUACAAAAAAAAUAGUGUUGACUGGUGUGUGUUUCCUUUUUUUGUUUUGGGGGUUUUUGGCUUUUUUCUUCCCCAGUGAUGUUUACAGACUGACUGCUCCGACUCGGCUAUAACCACUCAGUGACUGAAGGUAGCCAGAUACCACACAACUUUCUUCCUGUUUCCCUUCUGCUGUCAUGACUCCUAGUUGCCAAAAGACACCAUUGUCCACUGCCCUUGUUUCUUUUGAUCAGUCUCCACUUAACCUUCCUCUCCUUUUUUGUGUGUGUGUAUAAGGGGGAAGUUGCAUUACAGUUUGAAAGCUCUAAGAUCACAAGUGUCCUGCAAAGACGCCUAUCCUUUUUAUUAGACCCAUGUGGAUUUUUUUUCCAGGAAAAAAAUUUUUAUUAAAGCAACACCCCCCACACGCAUGCGCUGUGGAGGAGCGCAGAGGUGGGGGGAAUGUUUUAGCCAUUGCGUCCCCUGCAGGAAGGGUUUCUGUAUUUAUAUAUUAAAAUUAAAACUUUUAAAAAAAAGUUCAAAGCUUGGGGGGAAAAGGUUUCUUCAUUAGUCAAGGUGUUUUGAUAUGGUAUUAAAAUAAUGUUCAAUAAAAUAUUCACUGUUAUUUUA